AUGAUAAUUAAAGUGAUUAAUGCGGUCAAAACCGCCCUUGCGCCUAAAAACAUCCCGUUUUGCAUGGUCAAUGAAGCUGCGUUGAAGUACUACAAUGUUCCCCGAGCUAUCCUGGUAUGUCGGCUCCCAAGAGCAAUACGGAGUUUUCAGAUGCUUACAGUAGAACCUAAGGCUAUCGAAAUUUGUGUUCCGGAAUGUCACAUUGCGACGGCAGCAUCGCAGCUUGCUCUAUAUGCUGAUGUCUUUCGAUCGCAUCCAUGGCCAGACGAAUCAAACUCCACCCCAGACUACCUAAAACCCUACCGCCGAUUCCAGGCUUUUAUUGAAGGUCAAUCCUUCGAUGUGAUAGUUCUCCCGGACACGUUUUACCAUCUGGAACCGCUUCGCAGCAACAUUGUUCGUAUUCGUGGCUAUACUCCAGACCAGAUCAGGUUCAGCCGGCAGCUCGAUUUUUCGAAAGAUUUGAAUGCUCUUUCGGCUAUCCCUGUGCCCCGCCUGGCGACUCUCCUCCAAGGGGUAGCUCAGAGAUACCUUGAAUCAAAAGAGUCUACCAUAGCAGCAUGUGUAGAGGAGUUGGUGGACGGCAUGAACUUGGAUGAAGCCUGGUGUCUGGACCACCUUGAUACCACGAAAACUAAGGCGAUGGAAUGCAUCCUCAACCGUAUAGCAACCAAAGCAUCACGUAUACCCGAGUCUCAGCCUGGGAAUAUCACCCGCUUCGUCGAAACGGAAGCGGAAGCACGAACGCUGUGCAUGAUUCCGGGGUAUAAUGAACUCAGCUGGAGCCGAGAACAGCAGACUCAACCAACGGAAAAGCAGGACUCCGACCUACCUCCAGCGUCAAGUUGGCUUCAAUCAGCGGUUAUCUUCCUCAAUAGGGUGACGGUGAACCUCAAAUCUGCAGUAUUCCACCAGCCGCCCUCACAUCCGGUUAAAUUUCAAUAUAUAUCAGACCUCCACCUGGAGGAUGGCCAGCGUUAUGAAACGUUUGUUGUCCCAAGAACGGCGCCUUACCUGAUCCUAGCAGGAGACAUCGGAUGCUUCUGCAACUACAAAGAAUAUGUUGCCUUCCUUGCCAUACAAUGCAGCCAGUUUGACCAUGUUUUCCUGGUUCUGGGUAACCACGAGUUCUACUGGAUCACCCACAAAGACGGGCUUCAGGCAGCAAAAUCACUUGAAGAUGAGCCACAGCUGGCCGGCAAACUCACUCUUCUGAAUAGGAAUCGAGUCGACAUCAACAGAAGAGUGACUAUUUUGGGUUGUACCAUGUGGUCUCACAUACCCGAAGACUCUAAGCUGUGGGUUAGAAUGAAGGUAUCAGACUGCAGCAUAAUCAAGGAAUGGACCGUUGAGGCCCAUAACACAGAACACAAUCAAGACGUCCAGUGGCUGCAAAAGGAGCUCCAUAAUAUCUCACUCGAAAAAGAGAAGCGCGAUGUCAUCGUUGUCACGCACCACGCCCCGAGUUUUAUAAAAACCGCCGACCCAAGGCGUACAUCGCAACCUUGGGGGACUGCAUUUUGCUCAGACCUGGUUGAGUCUCAGGUCAGGUCCUGGCAGGGUUCCAAAGCCAUUCGCCGCUGGAUCUUUGGGCAUACACACUGGAAUACAGCAUAUAGGUACCGUGGCAUGACUAUAAGCAGCAACCAGUUUAAAUAUGACCCUAAGCGAGUUCAAGAGCCGGGGUUCUUUCGUUUCUGGGUCACUCCACUUGGGGAGCACUUUGAUGUCACGAAAACUGCUGAAAUAUAA
Messenger RNA from Arthroderma uncinatum, 1752 nucleotides. RefSeq lists its product as uncharacterized. The transcript has a single exon. Gene Ontology annotation, molecular function: hydrolase activity. NCBI's taxonomy places the organism in Eukaryota, Fungi, Ascomycota, Eurotiomycetes, Onygenales, Arthrodermataceae. Bases 1 to 1752 code for a protein of 583 amino acids. The record is from RefSeq and is a predicted model, not a curated record.